AUGAUAUUCGACGCUGAAGAUAUCGAAGAAGACAUGGAGGACCACAACGAUUCUCUAGUUCUCACCUUACCGGUAGCAGUAUGUAACGUCAAGAAGAUAUUGAUUGACGGUGGGAGUUCAGUCGACGUUUUGUUCUAUGAUACGUUCAAACGAAUGGAACUGAAUGAUGAGCAACUGAUGUCUUCUUAUUAUACCAUCUAUGGAUUCAAUGGCGCCCCAACGAAUCCCCUAAGAGACAUCGUAUUAGAAGUAAGGACAAGACCAAUGAAUAUAGAAACAUGGUUCAGUGUGGUCGAUGCUCCUUCUCCCUACAACGCCAUCAUCGGUCGUAGAUGGGUACACAAACUCAAAGUAGUAGCAGCAACAUAUCACCAGUACCUUAGAUUCCCAACGCUCGAAGAGGUAAUGGAAAUUAAGGGGGAUCAGAUCACCGCCCGAGAAUGCCAAUCUCUGCAAAACCAACUCAACAAUGAACAAGAUGAGCAGCGGAAGCCCCGCAGGAGCAAAAACAAGGCAGCAGCCAAGGACAAGGAAAUCGAACUAUAUCUUGAAGAAAUUUCGGGAAAAAUCUGUACAAAGGAGAAUGUCACCUUAACUACCGAAGCUUCUACUUCAAUGGCUAAAGAGGCUGAAGAGACUGCCAAAUAG
Messenger RNA from Papaver somniferum (opium poppy), 648 nucleotides. RefSeq lists its product as uncharacterized. The transcript has a single exon. The record is from RefSeq and is a predicted model, not a curated record. NCBI's taxonomy places the organism in Eukaryota, Viridiplantae, Streptophyta, Magnoliopsida, Ranunculales, Papaveraceae. The coding region runs from base 1 to 648 and encodes 215 amino acids.